AAUGAGUUUUAAAAGCUAAAAAUGGAAACAUUCUUGACUGGCUAAGUCAUUCAGCUGAUCUGAAUACAAUUGAGCAUGUGUUUCAUAUGCUGAAGAGAAAACAUAAGGCCACUAGCCACCAAAACGCGCAGCUGAAGAUGGCUGCAGUACAGAUCUGGCAGAGCAUCAGAGGAGAUACUCAUCACCCGGUGAUGUCACCUGGUGAUGUCUGUGGGUUGUAGACUUCAUGCAGUCAUUGUAUGAAAAGGAUAUGCGACAAAGCACUAAACAUGACUACUUUCAUGGACAUAGCAUUAAAGGGGAAUUGCACUUUAUAACACUUCUGCUUCUCAUGACUGAUAUUGUCCUUCUAAUGAAUGUGUCGCCAUUAAUUUUUCGAUUAGUUAUUUCAUUAUGUUAAUAUUUUACGCUGUUUUGUUGUUUUCCUUUACAAAUGCAGGAAGUAGACCCAGGCAGUUUAGUGUCGAACUCAAGGAUGCAUAUCAUUGCACGACAUCUGAUGUGGGCGUACCUGCAGACAAUAACAUUAGGUUGGUCGUAGAAAUAGUGUUGUAUUACUACUAGCUAGCGAAACCGAAAAUGUCUGAGGACAAAAUAAAUGGAUGGUGGCAACCUUAUAACAACAGCCAGCAAGCUGUUUAACUGUUACCGUAGACAUUCUAUGUAUCACAGAGAGACGCGUUAGCCAGUCCGCUUAGUACCUACCUCGAGCAGUUCAAACAACAAUGGGAAAACGUGAACAGAGCAUCUGCCAGGCCCGGGCCUCAGUGAUGGUCUACGAUGAUACCAGCAAGAAAUGGGUGCCGAUAAAACCUGGACAGCAGGGAUUCAGUCGUAUCAACAUCUACCACAACACUGCGAGCAACACCUUUCGUGUGGUGGGCGUCAAACUGCAGGACCAGCAGGUAGUGAUAAACUACUCCAUAGUGAAAGGCCUGAAGUACAACCAGGCCACGCCCACCUUCCAUCAGUGGCGUGAUGCCAGGCAGGUCUACGGUCUCAACUUUGCCAGCAAAGAGGAGGCCACCACUUUUUCCAAUGCCAUGCUGUUUGCCCUCAAUGUGCUGAACACUCAGGAAGGAGGUCCAGCUGGCCAGCGGCAGGUCCAGAAUGGACCCUCCACAGACGAUGCAGAGGGACAGAGGAGAAUGAUGGAGCAGCAGCAGCAGCAGCAGAUGCAGGCGCAAAUAGAGAGGGAGCGACGGACAUCCGCAUCAGUCUCCACCCUUCAGUUUAAAGUGUGUCCGUCUCCCUACCAGUCCGAAGCUCCCCCUCCUGAGUACAGACACUAUCGAGCCAGCACCUUGCCUCCCCCUUCCUAUGCCAGAGUCACCUCCUCCCCCUCCUCUUGCUCCUCUUCGUCCUCCCAGGGCACAGAGGUGGUCUGCCCCCCUCAGCAGGCCCAGACCUCCCAGCUGAGCACCUCGCUGGCCUCGGCCUUCUCCCCAGUGCAGUCCGGGGUGGGGGGCGCUCAGUCCCGUAACGUGCGGCAGAUCCCCAUUUCCCCCCCAACAACCCCCCGGCACCAGGGCCGUAAGCUCCCCCCCAAGCAUGGCACCUGGUCCUCCCCCUGCUCAUUCUCUGCUCAGCCAUCUUCGCCUCCCAAUGUGACUGUGUCCCUCCAGCCUCUGGCCCUUCCUUUGCCCCCCCUCAGAGCUCCUCCCUCCAUCCUGGCCUCCCUCUCACCAGAGGAGCACUGCCCCUCCAAGCCAGGCUCCACCUCUCGUACACUUCCCCUCAAAAAACCAGAGGGCUCCUUUGCAUCCAGCUAUGAGGCUGCCCCCCUCCCUGCUCUGAUUGGCCAGCAGGCCCAGGGCCCCGCCCAUCAGCUCCCAUUCCCUUCCUUUCAAGUGCAACAGCUACACCAGGCCACGCCCCCCUUCAACUCUUCACCCCCCUCUUACAACACUCAGUCUGAAGGGGCAGCACCCAAGAAGACCCCCACGCUCACACCCAACUCCUGUCCUGCUGUCCCACCAGGGCAUCCCUCUGUACUCUCAGUGGCUCCUCCCAUUGCUGCACCAGCCCCUGCACUGGUGGGGGGGCCCCCACCUCCGCCGCCCCCACCGGGCCCUCCACCGCCUUCCUCAGGGGCCCCACCACCUCCCCCUCCGCUGCCGGCUAGUGGAGGGCCUGGGGGACCAGGGGAGGAGGCCCCCUCAGGGCUGGCUGCUGCACUAGCUGGGGCCAAACUGCGGAGAGUGCAAAGAUCUGAGGAUGGCUCAGUGGGGGCCAGCGCCGGUGGUGCCAAGAGCGAUGCCAACAGGAGCAGCGGGGGUGGGGGCGGGGGUCUCAUGGAGGAGAUGAAUGCCCUGCUGGCACGAAGAAGAAAAGCAGCUACGCAGACAGAAAAACCAGGGGACAGGAAAGAGGAUGACAGCCAAAAUGAGGACCCAAACUCACCCAUCACCCGUGUUCCUGGCCAGCCCAACUCCACAGAUCCAGUGAAGAAGCCAUGGGACCGAGCAAAUUCUGCCGAGAAGUCUUCGUUGGUAUCCAGGGUGAGACCAAUUGGCAGCAGCAGUGACACAGACGCCUUAGACUUUGACAGAAUGAAGCAGGAAAUUUUGGAGGAGGUUGUACGUGAAUUGCACAAAGUGAAGAAUGAGAUCAUUGAUGCCAUUCGACAUGAACUCAGUAGAAUUAGCACGACAUAAUCUCUCAGAACAGCAUGAAGACAGCAGGAAGUGCUGGGGUUGCCAGGAGAGGGCUCGGCUAACAAGCAACCUUCUCUCAACAUUGCUGUGACAUCACGGUAACAACGUUGCCACGUCGUUACAGGAGCGUUGCGUGAAUGUUAUGAGUCAGCUAGGGGGAGAGAAGGUGGGAAGGGGAGAGAUGGAGGACACUCGCACUGAAUUAUCUAGAUUCUAUUUUUUUCUCUGAACAUUUAGAGACUGAGCCUGGUUUGCAGCUUGCUGCUCUGUCUGCUAAAAGUCUUAAAGAAAUUUUGAUGAAGUCGAACUUGUUUUCUAGAAUUUUCUUGUUUUACUUUUUGUUAAUUAUUAAUAAUAUAAUUCUUGUUGUUAUAUAUCAUUUUUCACACAAGCACUGCACACCAUUUUAUGUCAGCUUUUUAUAUUUUAGAUUGGGUAAUUGAAUUAUUUUCCACUUUGGUUGUUGAAAUGCAUUAGCACAUGCAGUUGACCUCAGUACGGUAUCAUCUUUAAAAGAGAUUUUUUAUCCUUUUGCCAACACAUAUAUGAAAUCACUGGACUUCUUUAAAAAAAGAAGAUUGAACCUGAAAUUAUUGUGAAAGAAAUAAAAAAUGUUGCUUUUUGAAUAUUGCAACUUUAUUUACAACAUAUUGAUACAUCAGGAGUUGUUUGUGAUCUUGCGGUUAAUAAAAUGUUUACUGGCUGCAAGAUAAUGGUGAAGUAUUGUUCGUUUUAUUAUUCCCCUUUUUGACCAAGUGCUUCCUGGUUUUCAAAAAUGAAAAAAAAUAGUAGAAAGAAAUUUUGAAAAAAAAAAAAUCAAUUUCAAUAAAACUGUGAACAAUA
Anguilla rostrata (American eel) is the source of this 3500-nucleotide messenger RNA. It is a transcript of the gene evla, whose product is annotated as Enah/Vasp-like a. Bases 726 to 2657 code for a protein of 643 amino acids. Gene Ontology annotation, biological process: protein homotetramerization; actin polymerization or depolymerization; positive regulation of actin filament polymerization. Gene Ontology annotation, molecular function: SH3 domain binding; actin binding; profilin binding. Lineage: Eukaryota; Metazoa; Chordata; Actinopteri; Anguilliformes; Anguillidae. Gene Ontology annotation, cellular component: cytoskeleton. The record is from RefSeq and is a predicted model, not a curated record. The transcript is spliced from 14 exons.